Messenger RNA from Pogoniulus pusillus (Red-fronted tinkerbird), 761 nucleotides. RefSeq lists its product as uncharacterized. The record is from RefSeq and is a predicted model, not a curated record. The transcript has 3 exons. The coding region runs from base 1 to 708 and encodes 235 amino acids. NCBI's taxonomy places the organism in Eukaryota, Metazoa, Chordata, Aves, Piciformes, Lybiidae.
AUGCCAGGAGAUGGGGAGAUGGAAGGAGAGAAAAGGGGGUGCAGAAGAAGGUCCCUUCCUUUCAGCAGACACAUCUGUGUUGCCUCAGCUGACUGCAAAGUGCGGGGCAGGGGAAGCAGCACCGGCAAGCCCCGCAGCUGUGCAGCGGUCCUUAGUGACCAGGGAGUUCCCGGAAACAGAGCCAGGCAGAGAGGAGACCCAACGCAGGCUGCCGCCUUUCGUGUGCCUGCGCCGGGCAGGGCGACGUGGCCAGGGCCGCUUGCGGGGAAGCCGCCGGAGAUCCAAACGUGGCCAGGGCCGCUUGCGGGGAAGCCGCCGGAGAUCCAAACGUGGCCAGGGCCGCUUGCGGGGAAGCCGCCGGAGAUUCAGACGUGGCCAGGGCCGCUUGCGGGGAAGCCGCCGGAGAUUCAAGGCCGGCGAGAGAGGAAGAGGCGCUCGGACUGCCGGGCAGCAGCUUUCGUAGCCCCUUGGCGCGCAGGGAGCCAGGUGCGGCCGCUGGUGUGGGCAGGCCACAGGCACAGGCCGAGCCGGGGGUGCUUGUGUGUGUCCCGGCGGGUGCCGCAGCUGUCUGCAGCUCCUUGGGCAGGGCGAAAGGGAAAUCUCUGCCUCCUGGCACGGCUUUUGUCCAGAGGUCUUCCGUGGGGUCCUUGUGUGAUCUGGGGGCAGUUUCCCCUGCAGCUGCUGAUGGAAGAUGAUUGUGGAAUUUAAAUGUAGUCCUUUUGAUACAGACUAACAUCAGGAAAAUCCAAAGAGAUGUCACA